Molecule: messenger RNA, 2943 nt
Organism: Plectropomus leopardus (leopard coralgrouper)
Lineage: Eukaryota; Metazoa; Chordata; Actinopteri; Perciformes; Serranidae
Gene: cdadc1
Product: cytidine and dCMP deaminase domain containing 1
Cellular component (GO): cytoplasm
Molecular function (GO): dCMP deaminase activity; zinc ion binding
Source: RefSeq, a predicted model, not a curated record
AUAUUAUCGGUUGAAUGGAAGAAAGCGAGUUAAGAAACCGUGCCGUUCCGGGCCAGUCCACGCCAGGUCGACAUAUGAGAGACAGCUGCAGUCAGAGUGACAGCAGACUACAAGGUCAUGGCCCCAGGCUGUCAAAGGUAAACCUGUUUACAUUGUUGAGCUUGUGGAUGGAGCUGUUCCCGCAGGGGCAACCUGAAGAGGAUGACUGUAGUGAGAUCCGCAGGACGGGUCUGGUGGUGGUACGAGACAGUAAGGUGGUGGGACUCCACUGUUCAGGACCUGAACUCCACGCAGGACAGGCAGCCAUCAUCCAACACGGCGCCUCCUUGGCGGACUGUCAGCUGUACUUCUCCAGGAGACCCUGCGCCACCUGCCUCAAGAUGAUCAUCAACGCUGGAGUCAGUCAGAUCUCCUUCUGGCCCGGAGACCCCGAGGUCAGCAUGCUGAGGUCCACCUCUGCAAACCAUUCAAACUCCCAAUCCCACAAUCUACCUGAAGGCAUCCCGGAGGAGGCUGCACUGGACGCCGUGGCAACAGAGAGGCUGAAAUCCAACAGCCGUCCUCACAUCUGCGUGCUGCUGCAGCCGCUGGCUCCUGGCCUGGCGCAGUUUGUUUAUGAGACAUCCAGAGAGUGUGACUUUAUGGAGAGAGUGAGUGAUGAUGAACCCGGGCUGAACAAAGAGGAACUCUUUAACAGUGGGCGGAUGAGACACCUGAAAGAUUUCUCCAGACAGCUCUUGGUCAGGACUUCCCAGCUGCACCAGCAGAUUUUGACCCACAUGGGUCUGGAGAACUUCUGUGCGGACCCGUACUUUUCUAUGCUGAGAAACAAUAUGAGGGAGCUGGUGGAGGUUCUGGCUGCAGUGGCUGCCGGGGUGCCAGAGGGGCAACACUACGGCUUCUACAGGGAACAGCGUCCAGUCUCUGAACCAUCAGCAGCCAAGUCCUCACUGCCUCCACAUCAAGAGGGACUGUCUCAAGAAGUGGCUCGCCAUUGCAUCAUCCAGGCCAGGUUGCUGGCUUAUAGAACAGAGGACCCUAAAGUGGGUGUGGGUGCUGUCAUCUGGGCUAAAGGACUGUCGGCUGGCAAUGAUGGAACCGGGUGUCUGUGCCUGGUAGGUUGCGGGUACAAUGCCUACCCAGCAGGCUCACAGUACGCAGAAUACCCGCAGAUGGACAACAAACAAGAGGACCGACAGAGACGCAAAUACAGAUACAUUGUCCACGCAGAGCAGAACGCCCUCACCUUCAGGACUCGACAAAUCAAACCGGAGGAGACCACCAUGCUGUUUGUUACGAAAUGUCCGUGUGACGAGUGUGUCCCUCUGAUCAGAGGAGCUGGCAUCACACACAUCUACACCACCGACCAGGACAAGGACAAGGACAAGAUAGACAUCUCCUACCUGAGGUUUGGCAGUCUGAAGAACAUCAACAAAUUUAUAUGGCAGAGGAGCCCCUCAGUUUGCUCAGCAUCCUCUCCUCACCACACCAACGGUUAUGUUGGGAAGCACAGCAGGCAGACUGAGCAGGAGAGCCACAGCACCAAGAAGCUGUGCACCAACAGAUCCCACGACUCACCUUCCGUCCGCUGAACGUCAGCUGCAGGCCGAUGGUAGGGCAGAUAAUGGACAAACCAAAAACUACAAAAAAAGGUUUUUAGCUGUCACGCCACAGAUUUGAUAUUUCUUUGCUACAUCCACACAACUACAACUGGGGGAAAUCCGAAGAUCAAAUCUGUUGCACACAUAAUUUUAUGCUUUUUGUUUGCUCCUUCAUGAAGAACUUUGAUUGGUUUUAUGACUCAGGGGUCACUCUGUAUGUUAUGUAAUCAGGACGUAGACAUUUACACCCUUCCUGUGUCUCCUCGGUACGCUGUUAAACCUGCUGCUGCACGUUUAUGUGCUACAUCAGCCGGCAGCUGCAGUUUUCAGUUGGAGAGUGGUAAAAAUUGAAAUCACUACAAAGCUGAAUUUGAAUUACCAGAGGCUGCUUUAGAUCGGUGGUGUUGGUGGUGGGUGACUGGGGGACGUGGUUUUGGCAGCGGGUUCCAAAGAUGAGAAAAAGCUGAAAACCAGACAACAUGCUGACCCCAAAGGUUAACCACUAAGAAGGGACGGACGGACGGACGGAUGGACGACAGAUGGACAGAUGAACAAAGGGAUGUAUGGAUGGAUAGAUGGAUGGAUUAAAGCAGGGAAUGACAGAGGGAUGGAUGUGUGGAUAGACGGACAGACAAAUGGACACAUGGAGGGAUGGACAGGUGGAGGAAAGCAAGUACGGGGAUGGAGGAACAGAUGGAUGGAUGUAUGAUUGGAUGAAAGCAUAGAUGAACGGUUGGGUGAAUGAAUGGAUGGAUGGAUAAUCAAUCAGUCAAAUUUUAUUUAUAUAGCACUUUUCAACAUGGAUAUGCAAUCACAAUAAAGGCAUUCAUAUUUAUAUUAAAUAAGCAAAAAUGUAAAACAGAGUAAUUAAAACCAGAAAAACAUAAAAUAGUAAGACGCUACAUAAAAGCCAGAUAGGUUUUUAGUUGACGUUUAAAAAUAUAAAUAUUUGUAGCUCCUCUCAGAUCCUCUGGCAGGCUGUUCCAGCAUUUUGGAGCGUAGUGGCUAAAAGCAGAAUCACCAAAGAUUUUGUUUUGACUCUGUGGAACAGCUACCAAAGGAGUCGGAGGAUCUGAGGGGCCUAUCUGGUUCAUAAACUAAAAGCAAAAACAAAAUCAGAAACAUAUAUCAUCCCUAGAUUUCUUGCUUCUUGGCUCAGGUUUAGUCCAAGUAUGUUUAGUUUGGAGGUCAGUUUCUCUCUCUGAGCCUUUGAUCCAGUGACUAAUGUGCAAAUCAGUUAGCUUCUCCUGCAGUUGUUUGAUUUUGUUAUAUUUGGUGCAGAUAAAGUUGUCCAUAAAAUCACCCUCAUUGAUGAUUAAAAACAUGUCACAAAAAAACUUCA